AUGAUCUCGGCACCCGAACCCCCCACCGCCACCGCGGCCAUCUCCGGUGCUCGCAAAAACGGUACAUGCCUCCUCUCCCUCCCCAACCAAAGUGACUGACAAAACUUACUGUCAGGCAAAUCCUGGAAGCCCACAAAAACCGCCUUCCGCCCGAAAGCUGGCGCGAGCCGGUCCUGGGAGGCCCGCCUGGAGCAGCGCAAGGCUCUGGCCGCAACAAAAUUGCGUGAGAAGGAGAUGAAGGAGGAGAAGGAGGCCGCGAGGCAGGAGCGCAACCGCGUGCUCAAGGAGCGCAGGGAGGCAAAGGUGGAGAAGGAGCGCUACGAGCAGCUCGCAGAGAAGAUGCACGCCAAGCGUGUCGAGAGGAUUAGGCGCAGGGAGAGGAGGAACAAGGCGCUGAAGGAGCGGUGA
Tuber aestivum (summer truffle) is the source of this 408-nucleotide messenger RNA. Lineage: Eukaryota; Fungi; Ascomycota; Pezizomycetes; Pezizales; Tuberaceae. The record is from the annotation of a GenBank genome assembly.